Rubroshorea leprosula is the source of this 1375-nucleotide messenger RNA. NCBI's taxonomy places the organism in Eukaryota, Viridiplantae, Streptophyta, Magnoliopsida, Malvales, Dipterocarpaceae. The record is from the annotation of a GenBank genome assembly.
UCCCCCCAACUGAAACUCUUCUGUUUCUCCCCUUAUUUCUCUCUGUUCUUCUUUUUUCCAGCUUUAAUACUGAAUUUGGAGCUCUGGAAUACCAAAAGAAAUCAUUUUUGCCAAUACCCAUCUCUUCUUCUUGUAGAUUGAACCUAUCCAAGUUUUUAAAAAUGAAUCGAGACUCUUCCUGGAUCAAAUACACUGAGCAUCGAACAGUUACCAGUAAAGUAGUGAGGCCAUGGAGUGGGUGGGAUUCUAUGGACUCCGGCAGCCUCAAAACCCCAAGAAUCGUUCGGAUUUCAGUUACUGACGGGGAUGCUACGGAUUCAUCCAGUGAUGAGGAUCAGGAGCUGAACCAGAGGGUCGUGAAAAGGCACAUCAACGAGAUCAAGAUUGAAGCUUUCUCUGCGGUCCAUAUCACCAGGCAAAGCAAGCAAAUUAGGCAAACAACGAAGAACAAUACCGGACUUGGAAGAUCAAAAAAGCAGCAACAUUUCCCGAACGGCAUCAAGUACAUCGGUGUCCGACAAAGACCGUGGGGUAGGUGGGCGUCGGAGAUCAGAGAUCCAAAAACGCGUUCCAGGGUCUGGCUUGGAACUUACGACACCCCGGAAGAGGCAGCUUUGGCGUACGACAAGGCUGCCAUUCGCAUCAAAGGUCCUGACGCCCAAACCAAUUUCUCGAAAUUUCCGCUGAAAUACACGCCGCCUCCUCGGAUUGAUAUCAACUCAUAUACAAAUUCCGGAUAUGACUCCGGUAAAGACUCGCAGAGCCUCUGUUCUCCCACCUCCGUCCUCCGUUUCCAGCCCAAUGAAGAAACAGAUGUAGGAACAGAAUCCAAAGCCGAGUGUUCACAUGUACAAAUUCGCCACUCAGACCAGCCCAUAGAAGCCGAUCCGAUUCAAGACCCAAAAGAAGAAUCGUCUGAAUCACUGUUACAUGAAUCUCUGUUAGAUCCAUACUUAUUCUGUUCCGAGUCUUCUCCGGCAAUAUUCCCUGAUGACACUAUAUUAUUGGAAGAAUCUACUUUGAAGGACGAUUACCUCAAUUUCUCUGAUGAACUGGAUAUAGAUUUUGGGUCUUUUUCCUGGGAUGUUGAAAAUUAUUACUGAUUUUUUUUUCCUGGGAUAUGGAAAAUUACUAUUGAUCUCACAUGGUCCUCGGCUUAAUUUGGUAGAUAUGGAGUGAAAUUUUGGAUACAAAUUCAGGAUUUUAAGUGUGUUUUCGGAUAAGUAAAUAUGUAAAUUCUCUUUUCUUGUUCCUCUUAAUUUCGAAUGAAUUUGGUGGUUUGGUUUGGUAUGCGUUUCCAUGCGCGUGAUGUUCUGUCUUCAAAUUCAAAGACUUGUGUGUGUUCUUAAUUCAAAGGCUGCUUUGUUAAUCUUUU